This is a messenger RNA of Hevea brasiliensis (rubber tree), 674 nucleotides long. RefSeq names its product glycine-rich cell wall structural protein 2-like. The record is from RefSeq and is a predicted model, not a curated record. The coding region runs from base 113 to 565 and encodes 150 amino acids. NCBI's taxonomy places the organism in Eukaryota, Viridiplantae, Streptophyta, Magnoliopsida, Malpighiales, Euphorbiaceae. The transcript has a single exon.
CAACCCUCACUCCAUAAAUACGUCUUUUUACCUUUAAAUAUUCCUCAACAUUUGCACCAUUUCCUUUCUUCAUCUUCGUCUUCAUCUUCAUCUUCAUCAACCUCUCAGACAAAUGAAGACCUUCACUUGCUUCCUUCUCUUGGCUACUUUGCUUAUCUCAGGAACAGGAUUGCUCUCCACUGCAAGCAGACCUGAUCCCAACUCAUCAAAAGGCAAGCCCACCAAUCCAAGGAACAAAGCUGGUGGAAAUGAUGCUGGAAUAGGCGGAUUCUUUGGGCCUGGAUCCGGGUUUGGUAUACCCGGGCUUGGAAAAGGAUGGGGAAAUGGGGUUGUUGGUGGCGGAUAUGGAGCUGGGUUUGGAGGUCCAAAUGGAGGGUACUCAAAAGGCGGUAUUAUUAGCCCUACCGUGGUGUGCAAAGAACGGGGUCCUUGUUACAGGAAAAAGCUUACAUGUCCUGCCAAGUGUUUCACCUCCUAUAGCCAGUCAGGGAAGGGAUAUGGAGCUGGUGGCGGCGGUGGUGGGUGCACCAUUGACUGUAAGAAGAAGUGUAUUGCCUAUUGUUAGAGAAAGAGGAAGGCGUUGGAUGGUGGCAGGCCCUAGCCGGUGAUACUUUCUGCUAUGUAUUGUAUGUCAUGAUGCGUAUUCAUAUAUAUAAAAUAACUCAUUUGAGCUA